UGCCCAAACAGAGAGAAGUUGUAGAAGAAAACAAGGCCCAUCAUCUAACUUAGACUGUAGCUUUCAAGGCAAAGUUACUGUGCUUAGAAUAUCAUCUGCCCAAACAGAGAGAAGUUGUAGAAGAAAACAAGGCCCAUCAUCUAACUUAGACUGUAGCUUUCAAGGCAAACAGCUCAGAAUGAAAUUACUACUGAUGUUAGGAGUGAGUUUAAUUGUGGUCAUUUGUUAUACUACAGCCGAUGAAGCAAGUAGACUAGGUCCAGAGGAAAGGAGAACUCUUUUAGAUGACGAUGUAUUCACAGAAGACGAUAACACGAGAAAUUACAAUAACAAUGCAAGACAACGCAACUGCGCUCGUGAUUACGAGGACUGCUCAACCAGGAACUGUUGCAAUGAAUGUACCCGCUGCUCUUGCGACCGCAGCGGAAGGAACUGCCAGUGCAACGGGAAAAGUGAACUUGCCAUGUUCAUAGGAUUGUGCCAUGGAUGAGCUAUGCUCAUUGCCAUCGUUGCUUAUAAAUUUUACUGUUGUAUGAACGUAUAUGUAAAAAGUGCCAUAUAUUCUUAUGUUUCCUAUCUGGAUAUGUUUUUAAAUCUUUCUAUUUAAUUGUUGUCUUUAAUUUUCUGUCACUCAAAAACUACAGCAUGUUAUAUUGUGAUAGAAUAUUACAUCACGUAAUGUGCUUGGUGCUAUAUGAAAACACUUGUGACUCUGCCCGUGGUUAUUGGAAUGAAUGUAAUGCAAAACUUUUUAUGUAAUAAAUGUUUUUAAGUAAA
Molecule: messenger RNA, 777 nt
Organism: Stegodyphus dumicola
Lineage: Eukaryota; Metazoa; Arthropoda; Arachnida; Araneae; Eresidae
Source: RefSeq, a predicted model, not a curated record